This is a messenger RNA of Carassius auratus (goldfish), 613 nucleotides long. RefSeq names its product transcription factor Ovo-like 2. Gene Ontology annotation, biological process: regulation of transcription by RNA polymerase II; epidermal cell differentiation. The coding region runs from base 61 to 486 and encodes 141 amino acids. The transcript has 2 exons. The record is from RefSeq and is a predicted model, not a curated record. Gene Ontology annotation, cellular component: nucleus. Gene Ontology annotation, molecular function: DNA-binding transcription factor activity, RNA polymerase II-specific; RNA polymerase II cis-regulatory region sequence-specific DNA binding. NCBI's taxonomy places the organism in Eukaryota, Metazoa, Chordata, Actinopteri, Cypriniformes, Cyprinidae.
UCCAGCGGCUCGUCAGAGUUCCUGUGCUCCGUGUGUCAUAAAGUGUUUCCUCUGCAGCGCAUGCUGACGCGUCACCUCAAGUGCCACAGUAUGAUCAAGAGACACCCCUGCAGGUUCUGCGGGAAGGGCUUCAACGACACCUUCGACCUGAAGAGACACAUGAGAACACACACCGGUAUCCGUCCGUACCGCUGUGAUCUGUGUGAGAAGGCCUUCACGCAGCGCUGCUCUCUGGAGUCUCACCUGAGGAAGAUCCACGGCGUACGACAGCAGUACGCUUACCGCCAGCGGCGCUCCAAGAUCUUCGUGUGUGAGGACUGUGGCUUCACCUCCAACCGACCGGACGAGUACUUCCUCCACGUCAGACAGCAGCACCCGAGCAGCCCGGCCCUGCGCCGUUAUUACCGUAAACACAUGCUGGAGAGCCCCUCGCAGCACAGCAUCGCCCCCUUCAUGCUGUACCCCGCUGCAGGACUCUACAUGUGAAGCACUACAGUGUGUGCGCACCACACACCGCAACAAACAUUCACACGAAAACAACUGGGAGAAAUUUACUGUAAAUAUAUGGUAGAAACACUUUAGCUUUAGCUUCAGCUUCAGAUGAUGUUUACAU